AUGUCCACGAGUGGCUCCUUGGUGCAGCUCACCGACAGCGUGGAAUACGGCUUGACCGAUAUCCAGGAGUACUACGCCAACUCUGGCGCCAUGGUCCGGCGUAUGAGUGAUUUGCAGGGCCGCAAGGUGGAUGCCUUGGUGGUGGACACGACCCAGAAGACGGUCGCACCACGGAAGUUAGACUCGGUGCUGCGGAUGGAGUACCGGACGAAGCUGCUCAAUCCCAAGUGGGCAGAGGCCAUGGUGGCGCAGGGCUCCGGUGGCGCCUUUGAGGUAUCACAGCGGAUGACGGCGCUGCUGGGCUGGGGCGGCACCACGCGCUUCGCCGAGGAUUGGGUUUGGGACCAGAGUGCGGCGCGCUAUGUCUUAGAUGAGGACAUGGCCCGACGUCUGAAGGAGAGUAAUCCUGAGGCCUUUCGGAACAUCGUGGGCCGACUCUUAGAGGCUCAGGCCAGGAAUUUGUGGAAUGCGCCAGAGGAUCUCUUAGAACGCUUGUCGCAGAUCUACGAGGACUUGGACGAUGAGCUUGAGGGAGUCGCCUGA
Durusdinium trenchii is the source of this 543-nucleotide messenger RNA. NCBI's taxonomy places the organism in Eukaryota, Dinophyceae, Suessiales, Symbiodiniaceae. The record is from the annotation of a GenBank genome assembly.